AUGGUUAGCGAGGAACGGUCGACACUGUUGAGACCGCCGCCUGCGGAUCCGAGCAAGGCGCCGAUUGAGAAUGUCUUGGAGGUCACAGAGGUCGGAGUCUUGGGCCCUGACAUCUUCACAAACGCCCGCAAGGCUUGGGUUCCUCCCGGUGCGAGGGGCGUCUAUGGUGGCACCGUGAUUGCGCAAUGCCUUGCCUCGGCGCAAAAGACAGUCCCUGACGACUUUUACCCUCACUCGUGCCACUGCUACUUCAUAUUGGCUGGGUCGGGAAGCAUACCUAUCCUCUUCCACGUCGAGCGAGUCCGUGACGGGCGCUCCUUCGCCACGCGUACCGUCCAGGCACGCCAACGGGGUCGCUGCAUCUUCACCACGACCAUUAGCUUCGUCCGCGAGGACGCCGGCGGCGAACGGACGGUUCGUCACGCUGUCCCGAUGCCGGAGGAGGCCAAGUACCCUCCGCCGGUGGACUGGCAGGGGGAGCCGGAAUGGGCCAGGGGCGGGCCCUUCCAGAACUACGGCGUGCCUGCCGCACGCGGCUCGGACCCGACAGCCCGGCCCGACGAGCAAAGAUGCCAGCAGUGGAUGCGGUGCCGUGGCAAGAUUUCCGAGGCUGGUGGUCGCCAGGCACAUUUGAAUGCGUUGGCGUACGUCUCGGACAGCACCUUUAUCGGCACGGUGGGACGCGUUCACCGGCUAUGGAGACUGCCCUUUAAGCCGGAAGAUUAUGACGACAUGGCACCAGAAUACCAGAAGCGCGUAAAGGAGCUGGCCGAGUUUGAGGGCCUCGGAUCGACCGUCGAGGAGUGGAAGACGCGCCGCAAGCUGGGCAUGAUGGUGAGCCUGGAUCACAGCAUCUACUUUCACGAGCCUAGCCGUGUCAAGGUGGACGAGUGGAUGUUUGCGGACAUGGAGAGCCCCUGGUCGGGCGAUGGGCGUGGAUUUGUCUCGCAGCGCAUCUUUGCAAAGGACGGAACGUUGCUGGCGACUUGUGUGCAAGAGGCAAGUCGACGUCUGACCCUAUCUGUCCGCGAUGCCUGCUCUACAGCAUGUAGUAGGAAGCUAACUGAGUCUUUUUAG
Metarhizium album ARSEF 1941 is the source of this 1077-nucleotide messenger RNA. Its product is annotated as acyl-CoA thioesterase. Bases 1 to 1077 code for a protein of 358 amino acids. The record is from RefSeq and is a predicted model, not a curated record. The transcript has 2 exons. Gene Ontology annotation, cellular component: peroxisomal matrix. NCBI's taxonomy places the organism in Eukaryota, Fungi, Ascomycota, Sordariomycetes, Hypocreales, Clavicipitaceae. Gene Ontology annotation, molecular function: fatty acyl-CoA hydrolase activity. Gene Ontology annotation, biological process: fatty acid catabolic process; acyl-CoA metabolic process.